AUGGUUGAGAAGAAAGUGCAUGUGGACUUUGUGAUGCGGUGUUUGUCUGAGAAGACUAGAGUGUUCUAUCUUUCUUCGCCAAUGCGGAUGAGUACUUUGUACUGGGGAUUGUUUUCUCUUUCGAUGCUGGAUGAUUUGCCUAUGGUUAUUGGCUUUGCGGGGCGGAUUGAGGAAUUUGUUGUGAAGUGCCAAAAUGAAGAUGGUGGAUUUGGUGCGGCGGUUGGGUAUCCUUCUUCGCCUCUGGCUACUCUGUCGGCUUUACAGUUGCUUUCUUUGAUUCAGCAGACUAAACUGACUUGUCAGAGUAAGGGAAUGCCAGUGCCGGAGGUAGAAGACUGUGGGCUUAAACGAGCUGGAGAGUUUACUAUUCAGAACCGCAUUGAUGAACAAACAAUUCAGCCUUUGCUAAGUAUGCCCAAAGUAGUACUGCUAGGAGACGAAGAGGAUGAGAGUGAUGAAAGUGAUGAUGAAGAAAAGGAAGACGAUCACGAGCCUAUUGAAAACAGUGCUGGUGCGCCGGAAGGUACACAAACCCAAGAAAGUGUAGAGGGCAAGACUAAUAUAGAGGGGCCAAAAGAUCAAGAGUCCUCUAAGACUCCUGAUCAGAGAAACAAGUCGGACCGGCCGGAUAAUGACCAGACCAAACCUUCAGAGACUCCGAAUAAACCUGAAGGAGAGAAAAACACUGAUUCUAACCCGGACAGUUCUACUAAGCCUAGUCAUAAACCUUCUAAUCAGCCUAGACCUAAAAUGCCUAACUGGGUUAUGUGUAAUGCUUUUCUUGAGAAGUUCGUGACUGAUGAGAAGAUUAUUGGGUAUCCUGGAUUCUUGCUUGACCAGCGAAUGCCUUUUUGCUAUACAAUAUCGAAGAACUUGCUUUCUCAGCUGAAUGCAGGUGGUCCUGAGUACUUUUUGGUUCUAACCCCUAUCAAAACGUUGCUUUGUGAUUACAUUUCUAAGUGCAGUAAUUUUGAUGGUGGUAUUGGGUGUGAGCCAGGUUGCGAAUCACAUGUAGCCUAUACUUUUUGUGCAAUCUCAACUCUAUUUAUUAUUGGUGAAAUUGGAGCUAUUGAUACAGAGGGUUGUGCCCGUUUUCUAACCCAAUGUCAAAGAAAGUCUGGUGGCUUUGCUGAUCGAGUAGAUAAGUCCGAAGAUCUGUGUGCUUCAUUUUGGGCCUAUUCUAGUCUUAUGCUUCUGGGUAAGUCCUUCUAUGCUGAUACCAAAGCUCUCAAAGCGUUUGUUCAGUCUUGUGAGUGUGUAACUGGUGGCUUCUCAGACCACCCGGGCAAAACCCCUAAUUUACACCAUACGACAAUGGCUCUAUCUCUACUUGCUAUGCUAGAUAGUACUUCUAUUCUUGAUGCCAUUCCUGCUAUGGCCCUUUGUCUCUACGAUUAA
Messenger RNA from Nematocida homosporus, 1398 nucleotides. RefSeq names its product geranylgeranyl transferase type-2 subunit beta. NCBI's taxonomy places the organism in Eukaryota, Fungi, Microsporidia. The coding region runs from base 1 to 1398 and encodes 465 amino acids. The transcript has a single exon. The record is from RefSeq and is a predicted model, not a curated record. Gene Ontology annotation, biological process: protein prenylation. Gene Ontology annotation, molecular function: protein prenyltransferase activity.